Durusdinium trenchii is the source of this 396-nucleotide messenger RNA. Lineage: Eukaryota; Dinophyceae; Suessiales; Symbiodiniaceae. The record is from the annotation of a GenBank genome assembly.
AUGGCUGCAGCCCAAAAGAGUGGCGGACGGAGAAAAUAUUUGGACAUCGAGGUGCCAAAUCACGCUGAUCGCAAGAAUAGACGGGCUGCGCUUCAGCGGGUCUAUGAAAGCCAGCGAAAGGGGAAACGAAAGAGGCAGCAUGUUCCAGCUUCUUCCCAGAGUGCUGCUUCCACGAACGCUGGCGUGGCUCCCAUCACGGACACUGCUGAUCGCUUCACAGUGCUUGAAAGCUUGACGCACGAGAACUACAAGCUACGCAACGAAAACGAUGCUCUUUGCCGGAAGCUUCGUUGCACAAGCGCCUCGUUGAAAGAAGCUGAGCACGAGAUCUUAAAGUUGAAGGAAAAAUUGGGGAGCAAGGCUUUCCCUCUUAGCAGGGCCUUGCAGUGUCGAUAA